Pomacea canaliculata is the source of this 1075-nucleotide messenger RNA. RefSeq lists its product as uncharacterized. Bases 256 to 690 code for a protein of 144 amino acids. NCBI's taxonomy places the organism in Eukaryota, Metazoa, Mollusca, Gastropoda, Architaenioglossa, Ampullariidae. The transcript has 6 exons. The record is from RefSeq and is a predicted model, not a curated record.
GAUCGCGACAGACCCCACACUGCACUUGUUCAACACGAGCACAAAUAUACCUGUGUUUGUAAACCAGCUUUAAACCGAAUCAUAAAAUAGUGGUAGGCAGAAAAUUUGCUAUUUACCUGCACAACAAGAGGAAACACUGAGCCACAACUACUUCGAGCGAGUUAAAAAAAAAAAUCGAAGUUUUGAACAGAAUACAAACUGAAGAAUAUAAAUUAUGCAAAUGUGUACACUCUAACAAUUGGAGGAUAUUUAAAGAUGGGGCACGUGACCACAUUCUACCUUUUGUCUCUUUUGUUCAUGUCUGCAGCAUGUGUACAUGGGGAGCAGAGUACAUGUGCAUUUACUUCAUACGAAAAUUGCACUCUGAAGAUAACAUGUAAAAUCCAAGGAGCUCUUGCCGCAGAAGGAAGACCCUUUAGACUGAUCAACAACAUAGUCGGAAAAAAAGAAACUCUAGCUGUGUUAGGCUAUGCUGGAUUUUACAUCUGUGACCCAGCAAAAGGUUAUAAAUGUGAUAAAGAAGACGACGACACCUUCUUUGUCACCACUCCCUGUAUAUCCUGGGAAAACAUUACACUUUCUGCCGACGGAGAAGUACCAGUCCCUUGUACAUUGACAAGUCAGAACAGACCAUCUGAAUCGGAUCCCGAAAUCCUCGAGAAAGAUGAAUGUGAAAAUGAGAAACCGUAAUCACUGGCAAUACCAACAUGCAUAUCAACAAAAGAAGUGUUGGUGUGAAGUGUCAUCCGAGCUCGUCUUCCAAAGGCAAAAGCAUGAUGAGCUUUUAUACAAAUAGCAGUUUUGCGAAAAUUAUUUUAUGGACUUUGAAAUAGAAGAAUUAGAUGAAACAAAGUUGUUAAAUCAGAUCUGAGUAUGAAUAUAUAAAUGUAAUUUAAAGUCUUGGAAAUAUAAAUAAACAUUGAGAAUAACAGAUUAAGAUAUCAAAUAAUGAGUAUAGAGUGCUUAUUCAAAAGAUCAAUUUUAUCUAAAAGUGAGAAAUGACUAGAAGAUAGAGGCAAUCCUCCUUUCAGUAAAGUGAACAAAUAAACAAAUAGUUUCUUUUGCAUGUUCCAGA